This is a messenger RNA of Sesamum indicum (sesame), 6363 nucleotides long. RefSeq names its product Tetratricopeptide repeat (TPR)-like superfamily protein. Gene Ontology annotation, biological process: organelle organization. Gene Ontology annotation, cellular component: cytoplasm. The record is from RefSeq and is a predicted model, not a curated record. NCBI's taxonomy places the organism in Eukaryota, Viridiplantae, Streptophyta, Magnoliopsida, Lamiales, Pedaliaceae. Gene Ontology annotation, molecular function: protein binding.
CCUCUCUCCAUAUCUCUUUCUCCUUUUCUUCUCUGAUAUAUAUAUUACUUGAGAAGCUUCAGCCCAAACUCUUUAAUGGUCGUCUCAUUCUCUCCUACUCUUUAAAACACACUCUAUUCCAAACUACAACCAUCUAAUUAGCAGCAGCUACCUCCUGCCUGGGUAGAGUUGAGUGAGUGUUUUGACGUUUGCGCUUAUAAACUAGUAGAAAAAUGGCACCCAAGAAUGGUCGUGGGAAGACGAAAGCUGGUGACAAGAAGAAGAAGGAAGAGAAGGUUCUCCCUGUGGUGAUGGAUAUAAAAGUAAACCUCACCGACGACACUCAUCUUCUUUUGAAGGGAAUAUCUACGGAUAGAAUUAUAGACGUUCGUCGAUUAUUAGCGGUUAAUAUAGUAACAUGCAACAUUACCAAUUACUCCCUAUCACAUGAGAUUAGGGGCCCCCUAUUAAAGGAUACGGUGGACGUCUCCGCCCUCAAGCCCUGCACUCUCACCCUUGUCGAAGAGGACUACGAUGAAGAGACCGCCACAGCCCAUGUCAGACGCCUGCUAGAUAUCGUUGCCUGCACCACUUCAUUUGGGCCCUCUCCCAUCAAAGAUUCCUCUUCCUCACCUGCUUCCGCCACCUCUAAGGGAGGCGAUCCCAGCAAGGAUGCGCAGGAUAACAAGCCCUCCAAGAAGUCCACCAAGCCUUCCCGUGCAAAGACUAAGAAAGAGAAUUCCUCGCCACCCCCUGAUUCUGAGGCUAAGGACGGAUCUUCUGCGGCGCUUGACGGAGAAGGCGAGAUGAAUAACACUUCCCCCAAGUUGGGGAGCUUCUACGACUUCUUUUCCCUCUCUCAUCUCACGCCUCCUCUUCAAUUUAUAAGGAGCGCAAUGAAGAAAACCGAGGAUGGAGUUUUUGGGCCUGAUCAUCUUUUCACUCUCGAAGUUAAAUUGUGCAACGGUAAACUGGUUAUUAUAGAAGCUUCAAGAAAAGGUUUUUACAGCACUGGAAAGCAGCGGAUUCUUUGUCACAAUCUGGUUGACCUGUUGAGACAACUCAGUAGAGCCUUUGACAAUGCUUAUGACGAACUCAUGAAAGCAUUCUCAGAGAGGAAUAAGUUUGGGAAUCUCCCUUUUGGCUUCAGAGCCAACACCUGGCUCAUCCCACCUGUAGCUGCACAGUCACCAUCCACAUUUCCUCCUCUGCCCACAGAAGAUGAAAAAUGGGGAGGAAAUGGAGGUGGUCUAGGCAGAGAUGGCAAAAGUGAUCUGUUACCGUAUGCAAAUGAACUUUUGCUUCUUGCGUCUAUGCCCUGCAAAACAGCUGAAGAGAGGCAAAUUCGUGAUAGAAAAGCUUUUCUUCUUCACAGUUUGUUUGUAGAUGUUGCCAUUUUCAGAGCCAUUGCAGCUGUUCAUCAUGUAAUGGGAACCCCAGAGUUAGCUCAUUCCGCUUUGAACAGUCAAAUUAUCUAUUCAGAGAAAGUUGGGGACUUGAGCAUAGCUGUUAUAAAAGACGCUUCUAAUGCCAGUUGCAAAGUUGAUACUAAGAUUGAUGGACCGCAAGCCAUAGGAAUAGAUAGCAAAAGAUUGGGUGAACGGAACCUGCUUAAGGGGAUCACGGCUGAUGAGAAUACUGCAGCUCAUGAUAUUGCCACCCUAGGGGUCGUUAACAUAAGAUAUAGUGGUUAUAUUGCAACCGUGAAAGUUCUAGGGCUUGAUGGUAACAUUGUGAAUCCUCCAGUGCAAAGCCAAGAGCUCGUUGAUCAGUCAGAUGGUGGUGCUAAUGCCCUCAAUAUUAACAGUUUGAGGCUACUUCUUCACCGAAAUGCAACUCUUCAACAGAAUAAGCUAACAUUGCAUUCUCGAACAUUAGAGGGAGAGGAAGUUGAUUCUUCCCAAGCUUUUGUUGAGAGCUUGUUAGAAGACAGUCUCACAAAGCUUCAGGAAGAAGAAAUUGAAAAAGAUGCUUUUGUGAGAUGGGAGCUUGGAGCCUGCUGGUUGCAACAUUUACAAGAUCAGAAAAAAACAGAAAAAGAGAAGAAACCAUCUAAUGAGAGGGCCAAAAAUGAACUGAAAGUUGAGGGACUAGGAACACCUCUUAAAUCCCUUAAAAAUAGAAAGAAGAACUCAGACGGAGCAGAACUACAACCUGAAAACUUUAAGUCUGCUGCAGAAGAAGUGAAGGAUGACGCUGAAAAAACGAUGGCAAAUGUGAAUAAAUCUCACCUUGAAACUGGUGCAAAUGAAACUGAGCUCAUUCUCAAAACCUUGUUGUCUGAUGCUGCUUUUACUCGACUAAGAGAGUCAGAGACUGGACUUCAUGCAAAGUCUAUGCACGAACUAAUUGAGUUAUCCCAAAAGUAUUACGAUGAAGUUGCCCUGCCAAAACUGGUUGCAGAUUUUGGUUCUUUGGAACUCUCACCAGUGGAUGGCCGGACGUUAACAGAUUUCAUGCAUACUAGAGGUCUUCGGAUGCGUUCCCUUGGACAAGUUGUUAAGCUUUCAGAGAAGUUAUCACAUGUGCAAUCUCUUUGCAUCCAUGAGAUGAUAGUACGAGCUUUUAAGCAUAUUCUGCAGGCAGUAAUAUCUGCUGUUGAUAAGACUGAGAAAUUGGCAGCAAUAAUUGCAGCAGCAUUAAAUUUGAUGCUUGGUGUUCCUGAAAAUGGACAAUCUGAUGAGGCUUAUGGUGUCAAUUCCCUUGUAUGGAGAUGGCUUGAAGUCUUUCUUAAGAAGCGUUAUGAUUGGCAUUUGAAUUAUUCAAGCUAUGAAGAUGUGAGAAAAUUCGCAAUUCUUCGUGGUUUAUGCCAUAAGGUGGGUAUUGAGCUUGUACCAAGAGAUUUUGAUAUGAAAUCUGCAAACCCUUUCAGGAAAGAAGACAUAGUCAGUCUUGUACCAGUGCAUAAGCAAGCGGCAUGCUCUUCCGCUGACGGACGACAACUCUUGGAAUCUUCUAAAACAGCUCUGGAUAAGGGAAAACUUGAAGAAGCCGUCAGCUAUGGAACAAAGGCCCUUGCAAAGUUGGUAGCAGUUUGUGGUCCCUAUCACCGAAUGACAGCUGGUGCUUACAGCCUUCUUGCAGUUGUUUUAUAUCACACAGGAGAUUUCAACCAGGCUACAAUAUAUCAGCAAAAGGCCCUGGAUAUCAAUGAACGGGAGCUAGGCCUUGAUCAUCCAGAUACCAUGAAAAGUUAUGGAGAUCUUGCUGUUUUCUAUUACAGGCUACAACACACAGAAUUGGCUCUCAAAUACGUAAAGCGAGCAUUAUAUCUGUUACAUCUCACAUGUGGGCCAUCGCAUCCAAACACUGCUGCCACAUACAUAAAUGUAGCUAUGAUGGAGGAAGGACUUGGUAAUGUGCAUGUUGCUCUAAGAUAUCUUCACAAAGCUCUGAAGUGCAACCAAAGGCUUCUUGGCCCUGAUCAUAUUCAGACAGCUGCAAGUUAUCAUGCUAUUGCAAUUGCCCUCUCAUUGAUGGAAGCAUAUCCUUUAAGUGUUCAGCAUGAGCAAACAACUUUACAAAUACUUCGGGCAAAGCUGGGGCCAGAUGACCUUCGAACACAGGAUGCUGCUGCAUGGCUUGAAUACUUUGAAUCCAAGGCUAUCGAGCAACAAGAAGCUGCUCGUAAUGGGACACGCAAGCCAGAUGCUUCUAUAGCCAGCAAGGGCCACCUCAGUGUAUCAGAUUUGCUUGACUACAUAAAUCCAAGUCAUGAUGCUAAAGGGAAAGAUACCAUGGGAUCGAAGAGAAGGAAUUACGUUGCAAAGGUAAAGGGAAAAUCCCUUGAAAACAACCUAGCCACCUCAGAUACUGAAGUGCUCCCAAAAGAUGCACAAAAAGUGGAGUCUGAGGAAGACAAACAUGUCCCAAACUCUGAUGUUGAUUCCAUUGUGAACCAUGCAUCUUCCUCUCUGCCAGUUAAGUCUGAAGAACACGUAGAAGUAUCUACUGAAGAAAAACCUAUCCAGCCUGAAAAAACUUUGCCAGAUGCACCUGUAGUUAGAACACCUGUUGUUUCCAAUGAUGUCUCAGUUGAAACACAUGCUGAAGGAGAAGAUGGGUGGCAACCAGUUCAAAGGCCAAGAUCAGCUGGUUUGUUUGGAAGAAGAAUAAGGCAGCGACGUCAGCAUGUAAAUAAAAUGUUUAAUCAUCAGAAAAAAGAUUUUGUCGCUGAAGAUCAUGCUAAACUGAAGAAUAACCAUCAAAGCAGUAAAUAUUACGUGUUAAAGAAACGAGCAACUUCUCCAGGAAGUUUUGCAGAAUAUUAUGUAGCUAAGAAUCCCUCAUCAGGAACCAAAUUUGGACGGAAAGUAGUAAAAACUGUAGCAUACAGAGUGAAGUCUGUGUCUUCAUCCACAGUUGAUGCUGCAGUGGAGAGUUCAAAGGGUGAAGGUGAGAUAUUACAGUCUCCAUCAGAGCCGGUUUCUGUACCAAAAGAAGUUGGAUCAGUAGCAAAAAGAAGUUCAAUAGUAAGUCUGGGUAAGUCUCCUUCAUAUAAGGAAGUAGCUGUCGCACCACCGGGUACCAUACCUAUGUUGCAGGUAAGACUUGCCCAGGAUGAUGACCACCAAACUAAGGAACUUGAGGAACAUGAAGAGCAGCACAGUGAAGCCAAGGGAAAAUCUGGGUCCAUGGUAUUAAAUGCAGAAAACAAUCCAGAAGAGAACAUUGAGGAUUUGUUGGUGGAUUCUACAGCCCAACUAAAUGAUGAAAAUGAAGCUUCUGACAAGAAAGAGGAAAUUCACUCGGAUGAUGUAAAGGAUGAUGAGAACUUAGCGGUUGUGUCUGAAAGUAAUCCACCAGCCCAGUCCAGCUUUAAUGAGUCAAAUCAAAUGGAUGAUCCAGUUAUCCACACCGAUCACAUGCCAAAUUAUGACCAUUCUCCAGAAAUUGGUACUUCUGCUGAAGAUUCAUCGGAUUCUACAGGGCACAAUGAUAAUUCAAAAUCAACUUUGCAGGGGGUAGAAGAACUGAAGGUAAAUCCUCCAGUUGCAGGUCUUAAUGACUCUAGAGAAGUGUCCAACAAGAAGUUGUCUGCAUCAGCAGCUCCAUACAAUCCAUCACUAGUUGCUCCACGUGUGGCGCCAUUGCCUAUGAACAUUUCUCUCCCUUCUGGUCCAGGAGCUGUUCCACAAGUUGGCCCUUGGCCAAUGAAUAUGGCUCUCCAUCCAGGUCAUGCUACUAUUUUACCAAGUCCAAUGUGUUCAUCUCCUCACCACCCAUAUCCAUCACCCCCACAAACACCUAACAUGAUCCAUCCCUUGCCUUUUAUGUAUCCUCCAUACACACAGCCUCAGUCAAUACCAACUAGCACUUUUCAAGUAACUAGCAACCCGUUUCAUCCAAAUCAGUUUGCCUGGCAACGCAAUAUACGUGCUAACAUGCCUGAGUACAUUUCGGGUACAGCUUGGCCUGGUUGCCAACCACUAGAAUUUCCUUCACCAACAGUGGUCGAAUCAAUUGCUAAACCCAUUUUGGAGACAAAGGAACAUUCUAUUGACUCAGAGAACCUAAACUUGGCACCUAAUUUACCCGUGGAUCUUGACACUGGGAAUGAGUCUAAGAAAGAAAUAAAUCUUCCAGCAUCAGAGGCAGUGGAGAACUUAACUGAUAUAAAUGUGGUUCAAUCAGGGAGUGGCGAAGAAAUUAAUGAUUCUAAUUUCCAUGGCAUACCCUUUCCGGUUAACCUGUUAAACAGCUGCAAUGGUCCGAAUGAAGAAGCUCGCAGAUGCAAUGAUUAUCAUAUACAAAGGCAGCAGCAGUGGGAGGAAGAUAAUGAGAAAACCUUCAAUAUUUUAGUUAAAGGGAGAAGGAACAGAAAGCAGAUAUUGCGAAUGCCAUUAAGUUUGCUCAGAAAACCAUAUAGUUCACAGUCGUUCAAAGUUGUAUAUAGUAGAGUUGUCAGGGAAACAGAAAUUCGUGGAUCUACCAAUUUUGAUUCCAACGAAACGAGCACAAGUGAUACUACAUAAGGUGAUUCCAAUACCUUAUUCAAAUGAUACAGCAGAAUGGAGAUGAUGUUGAAGUUGUAUUACCAAAACGUACAAAAGUGACUACCAGCUUUUCUUUGUGGAAGUUUAUUAGAAGCCUGAGAUGCGCAGAUACAUGCAGGUAGUAUUUGGAAAUUCAUUUUUGGUCUAUGUGGAGGUUUCUGGCUACCUUGUUUCACCAUUCAGUAGAAGAAUCUUGAUCUUUUUUGGUGCAUUCUUUCCUUUAUUUGGGGAUAAAUUUUGAUCGUGGAUAAUAGCAUAUUUGAAGUCCUUUUGAUUGAUUCUUUCAUAGAAGGUGAGUUUGAUAUAAAUACUUUUGCAUCCAACUUUUGGCAAAUGUCAAUUGGAUAUAAUAAGUAAUGACUAUUCUUUUGGUUCUGCUAUUCAAAGA